UGAAGCACUCAAUCUAGAAGGCAUAAAUUAGGUUUAGACACAGGCGAUAAAAAUUGCCAGAAGUUGAGAUUUCAUUAUUGGAAGAGAUUGAGAAGAGUGAGAAUAUUUAGUUUACCGAAGGAAUCAAGAAUGGAUAAAAGAAAGACAAGGUUGAAGAAAAAGUCCCAAUCUGUAGAUGUUACUGCACCAGGACACAACCUUCCAGCACCAGAAGCACAAGAGAUUCCACAAGCCAGUAAAUUGAUACCUGUCAUUAAGACAGCUGCUUUUGAAGAGGAGCAAAACACCACAAAUACACAAAGGCGCAACCCACGGAGAAGUGAACUGAGGAGAUACUACACCAUUGAUACUGGCCAGAAGAAGAACCCAGACAAGAAAGAUGGGAGACGAAUGUCUUUUCAGAAGCCUAAAGGGACUAUUGAAUAUACAGUUGAAUCAAGAGACACUCUAAACAGUAUUGCCUUGAAAUUUGAUACGACACCCAAUGAACUGGUUCAGUUAAACAAAUUUUUCUCCAGAGCAGUUGUUCCUGGACAGAUUUUAUAUGUUCCUGACCCAGAAUAUGUUUCUAGUGUGGAGAGCUCCCCAUCUCUUAGUCCCAUAAGUCCUUUGUCACCUACGUCUUCAGAAGCUGAGUUUGACAAGGCUACCGAUCCAGAUGGACUUCAGCAAAAAGAGACAGCUGCUCCACCAGCUUAUGCAUGUGUUCGUCCUGCGAGAGUGGUAUCCUCCACAUCAGAGGAGGAAGAAGCAUUUACUGAAAAAUUUCUCAAAAUUAAUUGCAAGUACAUGACCUAUGGCAAGGUGCAGAGGAGCACAUGGACAGGACAGAGACAUCUGAAUCUGGGGAGGGUCUGUAAACAGAAGAGGAUGGAAGAUGAUAAAAUAUGGGGUACAGUCAGUGGUGUGCUGCUAGUGACGCCAAAUAAUAUCAUGUUUGAUCCACAUAAAACUGAUCCUUUGGUCCAAGAGAACGGCUGCGAAGAGUAUGGCAUCAUGUGUCCAAUGGAAGAAGUGACGUCAGCUGCUUUGUAUAAAGAAAUUGUGGACAGCAAAAUAAAGGAUUCAUUACUCAUAGAUGUAGAACCAUUAUCUGUAAGGGACCUCUGCCAUUUCAAGAAAAUUACAAGAAGCAAUACAGAUGAAAUGGACUUGAAGGUUCGGGAUACAGGGAAUGACAGUGCCAGCACAGCCCCUCGGAGCACCGAAGAGUCUCUUUCAGAGGAUGUAUUCACAGAAUCUGAACUUUCUCCAAUACGUGAGGAACUUGUUUCUUCAGAUGAGCUUCGACAAGACAAAUCUUCUGGUGCCUCAUCAGAAUCUGUCCAAACGAUAAAUCAAACAAGUGCAGAAUGUUUAACAGUAAUUUCAGACUCAACCAAUGUUCCCAGUGACUUAAAAUCCAGCAUUGAACUGCCUUUAAAUAACGGUGGAUUUGUAACCCAUACUGUUGGUUCAGUAUCUGCUGAAAUGGCAAUACGGGAAGGAGAGAACACUGCAGAGGAAAAAGAUUCAAAUGCCCAUCAGAAAUCUUUGCAAGAGGUGCAACCCAGCAAAGAAUGUGGAACAGAUGUAGACAUUGUCAUAGAUCAAGAUUCCACACUAGAGAAUACACAAAAAAGAGAGUGUGAGGUAAGGAAGGAAUGUCUACUUUGUGAAAACGUCACAGACUCUCAAAAAAAAGAGACCGUUAGCAGGGAAAAGCUAGUGAAAGAACUAACUCGAGAUUCGGAUACAGAAGUUGAAGAGCUUCGUAAACUCUGGAAGAUUCACACUAUGCAACAGACCAAGCAACAAAGAGAAAACAUGCAGCAAGAUUCACAAAAAGAAAUUAAGCACAAAAUGGAGACCACAGCAGAUGAACAAAUAGAAGGUUCUACUCUUACAAAAGAGAAGAGAAGACAUCGAUCCCACAAGUUCUUGUGUCUUAAAGUUGGAAAACCUAUGAGAAAAACAUUUGUGUCACAAGCAAGUGCAUCAAUGCAGCAGUAUGCACAGAGAGAUAAGAAACACGAGUACUGGUUUGCUGUUCCACAUGAGAGAACAGAACACUUGUAUACCUUCUUUAUUCAGUGGAGCCCAGAAAUAUAUGCAGAGGAUACUGAGGAGUCUAUUAGAGAGCCUGGAUUUAUAGUGGUAAAGAAGAAUGAAGAGCCAGAAACUGGUGAUUGCACUAACGAAGCUGCUACUAGAGAGUGGGAGGUAGUGUCAGUGGCUGAGUAUCACCGCAGGAUCGAUGCUCUAAAUAGUGAAGAACUGCGCACGCUCUGCAGACGCCUCAAGAUAACAAGGGAAGACAUAAAUUCAAAGCAGGCCACAAAUAUUAAAACAGACCUGGAGCCUGAAGCAUUUCGGCCAAAUCUUAGUGAUCCCAGUGAAUUGUUACAGUCAGACCAAAUUGAAAAGCUCACAAAACACCUUCCUCCACGAACCAUUGGGUAUCCAUGGACUCUUGUCUACAGCACUGCAAAACAUGGCAUGAGCUUGAAGACGUUGUAUCGAACUAUGUUGGGGCUGGACACUCCUGUACUAAUGGUUAUCAAGGAUAGUGAUGGACAGGUUUUUGGUGCACUAGCUUCUGAACCUUUUAAAGUGAGUGACUGCUUUUAUGGAACUGGAGAGACUUUUCUGUUUACUUUCUCUCCAGAUUUUGAGGUCUUCAAAUGGACAGGAGACAAUAUGUUUUUUAUUAAAGGAGACAUGGACUCUCUAGCUUUUGGUGGGGGAGGGGGUGAAUUUGGUCUUUGGCUUGAUGGAGAUCUCUACCAUGGAAGAAGUCACUCUUGUAAAACGUUUGGGAAUCACACACUUUCUAAGAGAGAAGACUUCAUUAUCCAAGAUAUUGAAAUCUGGGCUUUUGAAUAAGUGUAUAACUGUCUCUACAGGCUGUUGUCCCAAACCUGGCAUGAAUCAGUGCAGCUCAAAAAGCCCUACCAGCAAUAUAAUAUAGUAUUUAUAUACUAUGGCUUUAAAUCUACCUUCCUGGUGAUCCAGAUACAGUUUUGAAAUUGCAUACUUUAAGUUGUCAUACUUUACUAUGAGUUUAAAAUAUUUCUAUGAGUCUCGUCCACAUGGACUGAAAAUAAAUAUCCGUUAAAUUAAGCUUGCUAUUGUGGAGCCAGCCUCCCAAAUUAUCUGUCCUUCAGUGUACCCCAACACAUCUGCCUAUGAUCCCUUUAAGACUACUUUUCUGCAUUUCAAUUAAGAUUAUUUUUCUUUUAAAACUGUAUCUCUAAAUGGAGCUGUCCCUAUGGAGGCCUGCAAGAGAGGAAGUUUUAAGUAUGGUGAUUUGACGUAAUGCUACAAACACUGGUUCAGAACGCUUAUUAAUUAAUUCACAUGGUGCCACUGCUAGACAAGAAGUUUAGCAUUCUGUAUUGGAGCAUACCAUUACACCUAGAUCUGGUUAGACAAUUCAUCCAAAUUCAGAAGUGCCACUUGUUUUAUUAAUGUCCAUGUUUAGAAAAUACAUGUCAGUUACAUGAUAUAAUACAAGUUCUAGUUACGUGCUGAUUGUAUUAGAAUACUUUGCACAUGCUGUUAAUGAUCUGCAGGUUUGGGACAAAUGAGGACAGCACUGAGCUAUGUGUUUAAAAAUGUAAAAAGGGAAUAUGAGAAUGUGUGUUAAUUCCACUGAAUUUCAUGGAUUAAUCAAGUAAAAUGCAGCGAACAAAUUUGUAGCUAUGGUAAGUCAUUAUGCAUACAGGGACUAUGAAACCAACGUAUUUUUUCUUCAACAUAAACUGUCAGAUAUAUACUGUUUUAUAGUUAUACUGUUGUAGCCUUGUAGCACAUCAAUUCCAAGAACAUAGCUUAUUCCUGUCCAAAA
Pelodiscus sinensis (Chinese soft-shelled turtle) is the source of this 3829-nucleotide messenger RNA. NCBI's taxonomy places the organism in Eukaryota, Metazoa, Chordata, Testudines, Trionychidae. The record is from RefSeq and is a predicted model, not a curated record.